Messenger RNA from Cokeromyces recurvatus, 999 nucleotides. RefSeq lists its product as uncharacterized. Lineage: Eukaryota; Fungi; Mucoromycota; Mucoromycetes; Mucorales; Mucoraceae. The transcript has 4 exons. The record is from RefSeq and is a predicted model, not a curated record. The coding region runs from base 1 to 876 and encodes 291 amino acids.
AUGUUAACAUUAGGUCAAGCUUCAUGUCUAGUUUUGGAUCUCCAGAUGACAAACGAAAAUAGGCAAAUAGCCAAAAAAAUAAUGAAAGAAUCCCCUUUUGGAGUUACGUAUAUCUAUGGAACAACUUACUUGGAGCCCGUUGUAAUAGCAAAAUCGCUUAUUGCGAAGAAUACAUAUAAAUACAAGCAUUACCCAGAAACGCCUCCAGGGAGUCCAAACUUGAAUCCUGUCAAAAAUGAAAUUGACAUUGUGGAUGAAAACAAUGAUGACCACUUUGGUGUUCAGACUCAAAAGAAGCUCAGUGGAAAUAAAGCACCAGUAAGAGGAAGAUCAUUAUAUGUAUUGAAGAAAAACAUACAAGAAAACCUUAAUAUCAGCAAAAAGUGUUUCAAGAAACACAUUCAAAAUUCACAUGGUGAGUGGAUUAAUAUCGAGUAUGUGCGAAAAAGCGCCACAGACGAAUCAGAUGAAACUCGUGACAGACUUGUACGAAUGAUGGUUUCGAAAUUAAUUAAUAUUGGUUUUCGUGAAAAGAUCUACGUGUCACCGUGUUCAAGUGCCCAAGAUCCAAUUUUCAAACGCGAUUUCGAAAUUGAGCACAAGUAUGGCGACGGGAAUACUCAAGAUUUUCUCCGAUACCUUUCGAUCUGCUCUAAAAAGAUUCGUGUUUGCAUAAUCAGCUAUGCAGGUUUGACGACAAACACCGAAGACUUGCAAAAAUUCCUGAGCAUCCACAAAAAAAUAAAUGAGAUAGUUAUAAUACAUGAUAGUAAUAUAGAAAUUUUGGAACGCAAGGCUUUGAAGAAAGAAGAGACACUUAAGAAAUUCGAUUGUAGAACAGGCACUGUUCCUCGUUCUAAGCAAUUCAAACAAUAAGCCGAAGGUGUUGCUUAUCACAAAGCAAACUUCCAUAUAACGUUAACAAUACUGUAAUAAACUGCCAAUAUAUUAUUAAUUAAUGAAACAAUUACACAAAUAAAAUAUAAUUUUAAAGCUUUU